GGGCAGCUUUGCUCGGUGUUUGGAAUAUGCAUUCUUUACUCCUGAUAUCCCUUUUGGCAGUAGGUGGGAAUGAAGCAGUGUUCUGGCAGAGGCUCAUAUGCCCCUAUGAAGCCCAGCAGCAGAACCUGCUGCGGGUCUGGUGCCGGCAGAGCUCUGCAGAGUGCUGUACAGGCCUCAAAUUCAGCAACAGCUCCAAGUUGGCUGAUGGAGGCAAACUGAGGGUGACCCAGAACCUGCACUCCUUCACCGUGGAGGUGCUGGAGCCGAGCCCCACAGGUGGGGUUUACUGGUGUGGCCUACUGAGCAGAAACGACACCAUCAUCAAGCUGGCUGAAGGAUAUUUUCACAGCUCCACAGCUGCUUUCAUCUGGAGUUUUACUCGCUGGAUGCUGCUGCCUCUGCUGCCCGUAGUGACCAUAUGUACUCAUGUCUGCAACACAAUAAAAGCAAACCAAUGCAAGAAGCAGGAUGAGCCAUAUGAGGAGGAAGCGGCGGGCAGAGCGCUCAGUGUCCCGCACUAUGAGAAUCCAGACUCUCAUAAUCAGAGGAAUUCAUCAGGGAUUUAAUGCCAUCACUCCACAUAUUUCUACCACCAGCACAAAAAAAGAGAAACAACCCCACAAUUUCUUUCUUUUUUUUUUAUGAAGAAUUAAGUUUGCAUUUAUUGGACAAACCAAACAUAGGCAAACUCACACAUAGUGUAAAGAUGGAACAUGUCAUGGAGUGAAAAAUAAAUGAAGAAUUUCAUCCCAAAACGUUUUGGAUAAACAGCCUCCUGAAACCAGCUUUUCUAAAGUGCAUAUCAUUCUGAGGAAUGUUAUUACUUUAGUAAACAGUACAUAACAUAAAAAAAGUCUCUGGAUUUCAGCAGGACUGUUUCCAUCAUUGUGUACCUGAUUUUGGAAUGAAGCUCCUCAUAUAUAUAUAUAUAUAUAUUUACUUUAUACAUUCUUUUCUUGCUGUACAUUUAAGUCUCAUGCUUUGCUUGAAACUUUUAUCAGCAUUUAUCCUCAAACAAGAGAUGAAAAAUAGCACACAGUAUUCAGGAUAAUGCUGCAUAGUGUCACCUUUGGAAUA
Molecule: messenger RNA, 1077 nt
Organism: Poeciliopsis prolifica (blackstripe livebearer)
Lineage: Eukaryota; Metazoa; Chordata; Actinopteri; Cyprinodontiformes; Poeciliidae
Exons: 5
Coding region: 27-566 (179 amino acids)
Source: RefSeq, a predicted model, not a curated record